ACGGGAAGCGCGAAAGCGGCGCCUAAUCGCCCACUAGAAGCACUCACAGAUUCGCACCGCGUUGGUUCAUACAUUAGACAUCGCUCCGGAGCCGCACGAGGCUUGCGCGCUCCACUAGAAGCACACACGCGAUUCACCCAGCAGCCUAUCCAAACUGCUGCGCACAAAUCCGCACGAUGCAUGGAUAUAAGUGGAUAUAAGUGAUGGGCAAGGAGCGCGGCGGCGGCAGCACGUUCUUCGCGGCGCUGCUCGUGACCUGCGGCAUCCUCUCCUUCGGGCUCCUGGAAUGGCGGCUCUCGAAAACUCUGAGCCACCACCCCACGCGACACGAGGGCGACGGUCCGUGGCUGAAACCGCGCGUCUACCACCGCCGGAGGAAUAGUGAAGGCGUCGGCAGCGGCGCGUCGUCCGCGGCCGCGGCCGAGGCCGCGGCGGCGCGCGCGGCCAGGGCCGCGGACCGCGCCUACGCGGCGUCGUUGACGGCGAAGGACGCCGCCGGACAAACGAGGGCACAAGUUGCCGAAGAGGACGCGGCCUUCGCGGCGCACCUCGCCGUCGUCCCGCCGCCCCAUCGCCGCGCCAAGGUCCCGCACGCGCCAAAAGCGCGGAACCCGCUGCGCUACUGGACCGCGACGCAGUCCGCCCGGGACGCCGAGCUGCUAAGGACCGGCAAGGUGCCUCCCGUGAAGUCGGAGCCGGAGACGUUUCUGACUUUUGUGCCUGACGUCGGUGGGUUUAACAACGUGCGCCUGGCGCUGGAGAACGUGCUGGUCAUCGCGCGGGCCACGUCGCGGACGUUAGUGCUGCCCCCGCCGCAAACAUGGUACAAGCUUGGUGAUAAAAUACAUGCGUUGGAGGAGUUCUUGCCCGACCUAUUGACUUCUCAAAGAGUUUCAGUGAUCACCGCGCAACAUUUCGUGGAAGACAAGCUGCCGAGGACGCACGCGCUACCACCACCAUCAAAUGUCGUAGACGUCGUGAAGGGGUGCCACCCGACGCACAAGGCUCCCGACUCGUGCUUCGUCUGGUAUGCCUGGCUCGAGGAGCAUUUUGGGCGUAACGAGGUCAUCCCGGACGUUGGUCUAACCUGUCUCGUCUUCGGUUCACUGAAAACGAACAAGUGCGGCCCCAAGACGUCGUCAUUUACAACAAAACAACAAGCCCACAAUCGAACUUUGCUAGAUGGCUACGGUUUGUAUGGAGCGGCCGAGGGCCCGAUCCUCCACAUGCGUUCGUCGGGCCAGGCCACGCAUUUUCAUGAGGAGAUCGAGGCCAAUAGGAAGGGUCGAGCAAAGGACAAAAAAAUAAAACCGAUGGAGCCCGCGAGAUUAGGGAGACUAUUAGCGCCGUUCUACGCCUACGUCAUCUUCCCCGAGCCUUCGGUGUCGAACUUCUACAAGCGUUUGAUACGGGACGUCGUCCACUUCGACGACCGUAUAUAUAAGUGCGCCCACGUUAUAACAAGGUGGCUCGGUGACUAUUCGUCAUUACACGCGCGGCGCGGCGACUUCCAGUACUCUUCCCAAGGUACUGAGGAGGUCGUGCUGCGAAGUGUGAAGCGGGGCGAGGUGUUGUGGAUAGCGUCGGACGCGUCCUUCCGGUCAUUCAGCGCUUUUGAGAGAGCGGGCCGGCCUGUUGUUUCUUUAGCUUACUUGCUCGAUCUACAACGGCGCCAAAAGCGGCACAUCAUCAUCGAGCGGCGCCUGGACGGCCUGUCGAUGCCGCCCCACGAGGUCUGGGCGGCGCUAGAAAAUAUAAGGGAGCACGAAUAUGGCGUCGUGGACGUCUUGGUGGCGGCCGAGGGCCGGACCUUCACGGGGACAUGGUUUUCUACUUUUUCUGGGUUGAUCCAGAGGAUCCGCGGCUAUCGCGGGAAAAAUGAUAGAGACACGUUCUUCUCUUCUCGAGAACGGUGGGCGGCCUUCCAGGGCUUCGAGAGCCCCAGGGCACCCUUGUACCAGCGCGAGUGGCCGGCGGCGUGGCGCGGCAUCGAUUCUGACAUAGAAGCCGCGCCGUUAGCCGGCGAACGUUCCUAUGAUAGGGACGACGUCUGGCAGUUACAAAGAAGGUACCCCGCGCUCGAUUCGAAGAGCUGGCACCCUCAAACCGCCUGCGACCUCCCUCCUAAAAUGCGCUACUGGUCGCCGCCCGAGACCUCCGACCUAGAUAGGCGGUUGCUAAAAGACGGCCGCGUCCCGCCCCUCAACCGCGACCGGUUCCUGACCUUCGUGCCCGAUUUAGGAGGCUUCAACAACGUCCGCUUAGCCCUCGAGAACGUCGUGGUCUUGGCUCGCGCGACGGGAAGGACACUCGUCCUGCCGCCUCCCCAAACCUAUUAUUUGUUCACGGCCUGCAAGGAGAAGUGCGCCUUCGGGCUGGAGGAGUUGCUGCCGGGGUUACUCGCGAGGAAAGAUUUGGUUAUUACGGCUCGGGAAUUCUUCUCCGAAGAGGUCCCGCGACUCAAGGUCGAUCCUCCCCAACAUUUGAGCGACGUCGUGGACCGCUGCACGCCCACGAAAAAGGCGGGCGACUCGUGCUUUCUGUGGUACGACUGGCUCGAAAGUAAUUUCGGCGACCCGGAGCACUUCCCGGACGUCGGGCUGCAGUGCGUCGUCUUCGGGAACAAGUCAGAUGAUGGCAUCGCGGACUUCUGCGCGCCGCGCACGCAGAUCAAUGGCGCCGUUGCGCGGCAAGUUGUGGAUGGCGACGCCUACUACGGUACAAAUACACCAAUCUUGCAUCUAAGGACGUGCGGCGUCGCGACGCACUUCCACGACGCCUGGCACGGCAAGCCCAAGGGGGAUAGGACGGUGGAGCCCGCGCGCAUGGGCCGCUUAUUGGCGCCGUUCUACACGUAUAUCUACUUCGCGGAUCCCGCAGUGAACAACUUCUACAAGCGACUCGUCAGAGAUGUGGUAAGGGUCGACGAGCCGCGCGUCACGUGUGUUUCCGGAAAAAUUGUGGAGUGGCUCGGUGGGAAUUAUGUAAGCGUCCACGCGCGGCGCAACGAGUUCCAGUUUGUGGAAGCGAAGACCGGAGUGUCAGAUGCGGUGCGGAGGACCAUGCCGGAUUCUACUUCUACCGUCUACGUCGCGACGGACGAGAAGGACGCGACGUUUUUUGAUGAGUUGCGAGCCCAUCAUCAGGUCGUGUUAUUGAGUGAACUACUGGAGGCGGCUCAAAAUGUUUCGCGGGGGCUCGCGCUCCGGUCCGGGAACUGGCCAUCAAAAAGUGUUCUCCUGGCACUCAACCGCAUCAACGGCAACGAGCUCGGCUUCGUGGAUGCGUUAAUAGCGUCGCAGGGUACCGUUUUCACGGGCGCCUGGUUCUCGACCUACACCGGUCUGAUAAAUCGGUGGCGGGGCUACGGCGGCUUCCCUGAUCAAAGUUCGUACUUCUCGACGCCGGGGCGCUUCAACGCGUUCCAAGGGUUUGAGAAGCCGCGGUCUCCACUAUAUAUGCGCGAGUGGGUCGAGGGCUGGCGCGGCAUCGACUCGGAUUCGGCCGCGGCGCCGCGGCCCGGCGAGCGCGUCUUCGUCGACGGCGCUUACGACUAG
Pelagomonas calceolata is the source of this 3557-nucleotide messenger RNA. Lineage: Eukaryota; Pelagophyceae; Pelagomonadales; Pelagomonadaceae. The record is from the annotation of a GenBank genome assembly.